Culex pipiens pallens (northern house mosquito) is the source of this 2442-nucleotide messenger RNA. RefSeq names its product E3 ubiquitin-protein ligase MYLIP (gene dnr1). Gene Ontology annotation, molecular function: ubiquitin-protein transferase activity. Gene Ontology annotation, biological process: ubiquitin-dependent protein catabolic process. The transcript is spliced from 4 exons. Lineage: Eukaryota; Metazoa; Arthropoda; Insecta; Diptera; Culicidae. The coding region runs from base 549 to 2120 and encodes 523 amino acids. The record is from RefSeq and is a predicted model, not a curated record. Gene Ontology annotation, cellular component: cytoskeleton.
UGAACCACAAUCCUACGUGCGAGUCCGUCGAGUAUGGACGUACAACAAGGCAAAGGCCAGUACAAAAAGUUAAAGCAGCAGAGUUACUUGUUAUUACAAGCCCAAGUGCAGUGCACUACCGCGAGGACAGUUUGUUAAUCGGAACAAUAGGGGAAGGAAAACGUAAGCUGAAGGUGUGAUGGGAACGCGAAGAGAAGUGAUUUAAAGAAAAACAAUUUGCGUAAUAGCACAUGCAAAAGAGGAGCCGAGAACUUUGGGGGUGUAAAAAUAUCAAGGAAAGAUGAGAAAAGUGUCCAAAGCGGCUGUGAUUGAGUGAAAACAGACAUUGAAACAGCUCGGUGAAAAGCGAACAACACGGAGCCAGAGAUAAGGGUUCAACAAACGAAGUAUAAUCUACAUCUGUGCGACACAAACAAAACCGGAGAGUUACGUACGCGCCUCUAACGAGAGGGGGGCUAUUUCGGUCAAUAAAAGUUGAUAAAAGGUACAUAAAUUGAGCACAAUUGUGCUUUGUGACCGUGGGUGGUGAGCUGAAUAAAAGUACAAAAAUGUGGUGCUUGGUCAAUCUACCGAACGGAACCACUUCCGGGGUCCAGUGCGACCCCAAGAAGAACAGCCAGGAGUGCCUGGAGAAGGUUUGCAAUGAUCUCGGCAUUAUCUGUGAGACUGACUACUUCGGGCUGAUCCCGGUCCGCGAUGCUGAAGCUGCCGAAGGGGACGAGUGCAGCGCCAAGCAGUGGAUCAACCUGCGGAAUCCGUUGAGUCUUCACGCCAACGAUCGCAGCCACCCGAUACUGCUGUCACUGCGGGUCAAGUUCUGGGUUCCGGCCCAUCUGAUCUUGCAGGACAGCGUGCGGCGGUUGUUCUACAUGCAAGCUCGUCAGGAACUCCUGGACGGUCAUAUCAGCACAUCCAGCUGGGCUACCGCUGCACACCUCACUGCAUUGUUACUGCAAGCCGAUGGCUACAGCUAUGACCCGGAAAAGGUUCCGGCGAAUCUCAACGUCAUGGAGCGAGCUAGUCUAACCGGUACGAUCGAUCGUCGACAGCUGCGACGACCUUCCAAGCGCAAGUGUUCCGAAACGGACAUCAAGCGAGCGAGCAUUGCCUCUUCAGUCACGCUAGAAGACGCUACCGUCGAAACGAAACCAAAGAACAUCUACCAAGAGUACAUCAUAAGGCCAAAAUUCGAAGAUGUGGAGCCCGAGCCGAUCCCGGAUAACUUCAUCCAAAUGGUGGCGAAGGAGCAUGAAACGCUCUUCAAAAUCAAGAUGACCGCAUCGUCGGCCCAGUACUGGGUCCUGGAAGAGAUCUCAUCCCUCAACGGGUACGGCGAAGAAGUGUUCGAAGGAGUUACCAUCAGCGAACCGUCCGUUCGCUGCAAGAUCGACGUCAACCCGCAUGGACUCAAGAUCUCCAAAGGGGACGAAAAGUUCAAUGUCCCAUUCCCUGCCAUGAAGGCGGCCAAGGCCAUCAAGCGAUCGAUCCGGCUAACCUACAUGAACGAAGAGCACGAAGAGGUGAAUCUGGAGCUGAAGCUGCCCAACCACCGGACAGCGGCCUCCCUGUACCGGGUAGUCACGGAGAAGCAAUCGUUCUACUGCUGCGAAACGGUUCGCCCCAUCGUCACGACCCAGUUCAUCCGCGACUUCAAGGGCACGAUCGUGUCCAUGUUCAACGAGGAUACCGAACUCGGCAAGCGGUACGUCUUCGACAUUCAGCGGACGUGCCGCGAGGUGUACGACAACGCCCGGAGAACCCUACACUCGCGUGGAAUCGAAAUCACCAAAGUACAACAGGAAUGUCCCCAGGUGCAAGCCGAAAAGCUCGAUCAACAGCUCAGCCAAGAAGCGGCCGAGUCCAACAAGCUCGAACGACUCGUCGAGGAGCGAAUACUGGAAGCGGUGACCUGCAUCAUCUGCGUCGACAACCAGAUGGAAACCAUGUUCCUUCCUUGUGGACACAUCGCCGCCUGCAGGCAGUGCGCCGAACAAUGUGAUCGCUGCCCCCUGUGUCGGGCCAACAUCGAGUGCGUUCAGAAAGCAUUUCUACCACCAGUGCUGCGAACGAGGCGGCAAUCGUCGUCGGCGCAAGCCGCCGUCGCCGUCGCCGUCGCCUAAAACCGCUGUAACCACAUUACCAUUAGCUUUAACACACCCUAACUAAACUAACCUCUCUCUAGUUGCGGUUAAAACCACACUCUUUUACCACUGAAUGCGAUCGGGCACGGUCGCACAACUUGAAGCAUGUUCUAACCAAGCGUUAGCAUUACGUUUUAAUUUUAACUCGUAAGAAGUUCUUAAGAAAAAUGCAAGCAAAGUGAUAUUUACCUUUAAGUUUCCCUUUUUUAAGUGACUAAGUUACACAAAACUACACACACACACUAUUCUGCUUCAGUGCAUGAAGUUAUAAUGCUAAGGACAAAUAUAUCAACAACAAAAA